Molecule: messenger RNA, 813 nt
Organism: Hibiscus syriacus
Lineage: Eukaryota; Viridiplantae; Streptophyta; Magnoliopsida; Malvales; Malvaceae
Product: photosynthetic NDH subunit of subcomplex B 4, chloroplastic
Exons: 6
Coding region: 104-655 (183 amino acids)
Biological process (GO): photosynthetic electron transport in photosystem I
Cellular component (GO): NAD(P)H dehydrogenase complex (plastoquinone); chloroplast thylakoid membrane
Source: RefSeq, a predicted model, not a curated record
UAUGAAUCCCUUAUCCACUUAGCCUCUCACGUAACAAAAGUAUAAAAAAUCCAAAACUUAGGAGAAGAAAACCACCGCAUUCAAAGCACUGGCUGAAACAAUCAUGAGCUCCACCAUUUUAAAACCAUGGAUUCACAGUAGUUAUCUUCAAGCCACCAAAUUUGGAAACUACCCAUCUUCAAUACUGCUUAAACGAAGCUCAAACAGUACCAGCCUUUUCAACACUGGCUGCCAGCAGAUUGAUGAAGGAAGCAAGAGUCAUACAAGGGGAGGUUUAGUUAAAGUGCAUGGUUUACCAGAUUGGCCUCUAAUGGCGGUUUUAGUUCAUCAGGUUCAACAACUUGAUGCCCAGAGAGAAAUUAUAACCAAUAAAUCUGUUUGGCAUCUGAGUGAUGAUGCCAUUAAAACCGUUUAUGCUUUCUACAUCAUGUUCACUUGCUGGGGAUGUCUGUUCUUUGGUUCCACCAAGGAUCCGUACUAUGAUUCUGAAGUAUACAGGAAAGAUGGAGGAGAUGGUACUGGACAUUGGGUUUAUGAAAAGCAAGAAGACAUUGAAGAAUCUGCAAGAGCAGAGUUGUGGCGUGAAGAGCUGAUUGAGGAGAUAGAGCAGAAGGUUGGAGGGCUGCGAGAAUUGGAAGAAGCUGGCCGCAAGUAGAAGCUUCAUAUAUAUAUAUAUAUAUAUUGAACCAUUACAUACCUGCAGAUAUGUUUUAUAUGUACAUCGACAGAAAGAAGCUAAAUAUUUGGGUAGUAUUUUACUACAAACUUUUUACAUGCUUCAAAUGAUGAUUAUGAGCAUAAUUUUAGUUGUUG